This is a messenger RNA of Morchella importuna, 3351 nucleotides long. RefSeq lists its product as uncharacterized. The coding region runs from base 1 to 3351 and encodes 1116 amino acids. The record is from RefSeq and is a predicted model, not a curated record. Gene Ontology annotation, biological process: regulation of DNA-templated transcription; circadian rhythm. Lineage: Eukaryota; Fungi; Ascomycota; Pezizomycetes; Pezizales; Morchellaceae. Gene Ontology annotation, cellular component: cytoplasm; nucleus. The transcript is spliced from 7 exons.
AUGUCCACUCAACAGCAACAACCCUCCCAACCCGAUCCUGGCCGCACACACCUGAGACACGACCUCGACUCCUCCUCCCAUCAGCAAUUGCCCGUCAGACCGUCCUCUAAUUCUGCUCUUGCUUCUCCUCCUUCUUCUAUGCAAGACAAUCAUCAUCGACAUCAACGCCGAACGGCACUUGAAGAUUCAAAUUCCCUAAGGCAUCAACAUCAAGGCCCUAUGGAAUACACAACUACCACAACACACAUACCACCACACCUACCUGGCAUAGAAUCAAUACCUUCAAGGAAAAGAGAGAGAGGAAACAACAAUAUGGCGGGAAUGUUUGAUCAAGAGCAGCAACAGCAACAGUUCACAAGAGACGGAAGGCCUCAACCUACACAUCACGGAGACAGUGGUUUCACAAGUGGCGACGCUUCGAUGUUUCCAAGUCCUCCACCUGAAGACCCGAGAGACGAGGCCAUGCUCGGGUGGAAAUUUGGGUCCUCUGGAGGGAGUGCGGCCUCGGGAGCCGGUGACGGAGCCGAAUCGGCCUCAGAUUGGUUCAACACUUUUAAUCGUGAUGUUGGAGGAAAUAAUUAUGCUCAACUAGAUGACGAUCCUCCUUACUACCUCCCAAAUAAUGCCUACAAGAAGAGCGCCGUCGGCAGUAUUUCUCGAUACUCCCGUCUUAACAGAAUGUAUCCAAAUAGAAGUUCAAGAGCUGAGGAAAGCAACAGCGAUAGCUUCCGAAGCGUCAUUGAUGACCUCACCAUCAAGAACCAAAAACUCAAGAAGCGUCUAAAGAAACUCGAAGGUCUCCAUGGCGGUGGUUUGGCCGAAGAGAAGUUGUUCGAGGUCCGAAUGCAUGGACUGCCAUUACACAAGAAGCAGGAGCUUGAACGUUUACUACAGGGAUUCGCUUCAACUCUUGACAGCGAUCAAUCACCCGUCUCAUCAUCAAAGAAAUCUCCGGAGACUUCUUUGAGCCCUAGCUUACCCUCAAUAAACCCUUCCACUUCAUCACUUAACAUUGCCGACUCUGCAUAUGCUUCCAACUCACGGUCUGGGACCACAUCGGUUGCACCAUCAUCCCAUGUCAAGACAAAGUCUCAUGUCGCUCGCUCCUCAUCGGCAAGUGACAAGAUGUCUGGUGGUAGCGUAAUGUCUUCCUCUCCACUAGCACCACCUACUUCAGAAAGGGCAAAGAUGAAGGAGGUCGUACGGAAGCUCGAGCAACUAUUCACCGGCUAUAAGUCAAAGAACUCUGGAUCCACUCCAGAAAGCACCAAUUCUGAUCGUUCUGGUUCAAACGUUGGGAACGUCAUACCCGAGGAGGUUGUCUCGCAGUCAGAACCACACGCUAUCGGAUCGGACGCGGUUACGGACCAACGUCCCACCAGGCCUAAAGACCUCGAUCCCAAGCGUCUGACAAAGGCUGAAGACAACAUUGAGUAUCUUUCCAAUCUGACACACAGCGCGGUGGUAGGAACCAGAGCCGAGGGAUUGGGAGAUGGAUGGUUUUACUUGAAUUUGAUAAUCAACAUGGCACAAUUGCACACCAUCAGCGUCACUGUUCCGUUCGUCAAGAAGGCUAUCAUGGCUACUAGUGAUAAGUUGGAAUUGUCUAUGGAUGGGAAGAUGGUACGGUGGAGAGGCGGUCUGGAGGGUACAAGGUUGAGCAGUGAGAGUUCAUCGGGGAGUGGUGUUGACAGUGCGAGUAUCACUAGUGAUGGAAGUCCUGAAGACUGGGAUGGUAUGAGGAAAAGAUCACCAAAUGAUUCGGAUGGAAACCCCAUGUCAAUUGACCCAAAGUCAAAAUCCGGAUCACGAGGAAGAGCGAGCUCAUCAAGCCGAAGACUCCCAGCACUUUCUCCGCAAAGCAUGAGCGACAAAUUUCACUACAAACCCAUGUUUGCCCAAUCUCAAUCCUUUGACGACGACACUUCCAGCACACUCAGUACCUCAAUGGGAUCUUACCCACGUGGAAGUUCAGAUGAGGGGGGUAUGACUAGUGUGACAAAAAAGACAACUCCCCUGGACGGGCCAAUCAUCUACUACGAGGGCGGAAAAUUCUGCACGGACCUGACUACUCAAGUUGUGAGAGAUGGCAAAUAUCUCACGGGAUUCCCAUACGAGAGAUUCACAAACAACCCAAUUGGAGAAAGGCCGACACACGUGCCAUCAAGCCCAAACACCAAAAGGGAAAGCCCGCUAUUCUCAAAGGACACGCCACCGUCAAUGCCCUCGGACAAUGAUUCUAUGAAUAUCGAUUCUGACAUUGAUGUGGGACUUCAAUUUUCACCGCAAUUUUCUUCGUGUAUCACCCAUACCCCCCCUCCGCCAAUAGAGUUGGAGGUCUCUGGAAUCGGUGGAGUGCUUCCGGAUGACAACUUUGCAAUUAACGUGCAAAAGAGGCAUUUUUUGCUCCCGCAAAAUGCCAACGGUGCACUGCCUUGUUCAAGGAAGAAGUUGUCCAAAUCGAGAAUUCUGAGGAAGAUCUCGCAUUCAAUCCCGAAAUCGUCGAUCGAUGUUUUCCAACAGAACGAGAACUUGACCGAAUCGGGUGAGGAGUCAUCCGAUGAGGGAUCCGAGGACGAGAGCAACUCGAUUGUAGAUUCUGGAGACGAGCGCUCUGCCGAAUCAGAUGCCGAUGAUUCAGCAGACUCGGAUUCGGAAUCUUCGGAACCAGCCGUUACCAAAAACACCCGCCGAAAACUCCAUCGUCAUAAGCUCAUGAACCCCGAGCUUGUGUCGGCACACAUACUAAGGCUUGAACCUUCGCAACUUCCUCCUGCCAGCUACGGGUGUUGGGCACCUUCAGAUGAAACCUCUUCCGUUGAUACAGAUUCCGGUGCCGAUCCUCUCUCUUCGAGCUCAGAAGGUUCUUAUCUUCGCGCAAUGUUGGGGCGUGCAAGCAAUACCAACUGUUAUAGCAACUCAGGUGACGAUGAAGAUGACCUGAGCCAUGACAUCCUUGCCGCCAACGGAAUGAAAAUCUACCGACCUGCAGUACCCAGGACCGAAUCUGGCGAGGCUGGUUCAUCUGCCGCUACCGCUGGUGACGCUAGUGGUUACUCAAGCCCUGCAGUAGUUCCCGUUAACGAGGCCAAUAUGAUCCAACCACCGACAAUGGGCAUCAUGGAUUUGGGUGGAGAUGACUGGGCUGAUAGUCCGGACAGUGGAACAAGUGGAGAUCAAUUCUCAUCCUCGGCUGGGGAUGACGAAGAGGAUGGUUUUGGGAUGUUGGAUGAUAGGCCAACACUGAAGAGGGGACGUUGCUCUGGAACCUCGUCAUCGGAAAGCGCUACCGGGCUUGUCCGCAAGGCUAGGAAGAGUGAGAAGGGCAUCACGUUGGAUGACGAUUACUGA